GCGUCCUGACCUGGGCUCAGUGUUGGCACACCUCACCUUCCUGCCUGGCCCCUCCGGACGGUCCCGUCCAGCCAGGCACUGGUGUCCUGCCAGGGCUGAUGGGUUUUCGGGCACCUGGGCCGGGGUGGCCGUGAUAGGCUUUUGAGAGUGGCCUGGCCAAGGCGUGCUGCGGAAAGAGCAGUCGUCCCUGCAUCUAGGCCAGUCCGUUCCCGGACUCGCGCUGUGUUUUCUGCUGGGUUCUGAGUGCAUCUCUGCGUGUGUGUGUGUGUGUGUGUGUGUGUGUGUGUGUGUGUGUGUGUGUGUGUGUGUGUCUGUUUCCAUGUCUUUGUAGUUUUUGAACCGGACUCUCCAAAUUUAGGUGUACGAGCGCCGGCCAGCAGUAUGGCUUUGCUGUCGCGGACUUGUCUUUAGUUCCCAAGCAUGGAAAUGCUUCCCGAGGAGAAGAUAGUGGCUGAUUGAAUCUCUGCCCCUCCACUUACUCACCAUACCUGGGGAGGGUUCCGUGUCAUUUGAGGACAUUGCUGUGGACUUCUCCUGGGACGAAUGGCAGCAUCUGGAUGUGGCUCAGAGGACUCUCUACAGGGAUGUGAUGCUGGAGAACUACAGCACUCUCCUGUUCUUGGGACAUUGCAUGACCAAACCUGAGGUGAUCUUCCAGUUGGAGCAUGGAUUUGAGCCAUGGCCUGUGGGAGACUCCUCUGUCUGCAGCCUUGCAGGUAUUCAUAAAAAGUCUGCCUGGAACGAGACUGGCCAGGAAAAUCACAAAGGGCAUUUGUGGCAAGUUGAAAUUACCAACACCCAGACAUCAAAUGACAAAAUUGUUGGAGCAGACCUGAAGGUGGCACAGAAGAUCCAACAAGGGACAGUAUCCUAUGAAGAUAAAGGAUGUUUGAAGACAUUCUGCCAGCAGUCACAGCACACAAGGAGUCAGAUGAGUUACUCAUGUAAGAAAAGCGUCCAAUGUAAGUCGCCUCACAGUAACUGUCAGAGGCUUCUUAGUGAGGAGACGCAGCACACACACAGACAGCGCAGGAAGUCACACCUGACUGAACAGAGAAGUCACGAAGGGGAGAAGCCAUGUGAAAGCUCAGGACGUGGGAAAGCUUCCCACACCAAGCCUCAGCGUCAGGCCAAUCAUAGUGAUGAGAAGCCCUACAAAUGUCUAGAAUGUGGGAAAUAUUUCUACUACAAGUCACAAGUCAUUGAGCAUCAAAGAAGUCAUACAGGCGAGAAGCCUUAUGAGUGUACAGAAUGUGGGAAAUCUUUCAGCUAUAAAUCCCAUCUCACUGUACAUCAUAGAAGUCACACAGGUGAGAAGCGUCAUGAAUGUACAGAAUGUAGAAAAGUAUUUUACUAUAAGUCCCAACUCACACAGCACCAGAAAAGUCAUACAGGGGAGAAGCACUAUGAAUGUAUGCAAUGCCUGGAAGCUUUCUUCUUCAAAAAACAACUUACACAUCAUCAGAAAACUCAUAGUGCUGAAAAGUGCUUUAAAUGUAAAGAAUGUGGUAAAACUUUCAACUGGAGGUCCAACCUUGCUGUUCAUCAGAAAAUUCAUAAUGGGGAGAAGCCCUUUGAAUGUAAACAAUGUGGAAAAGCAUUUUACUGCAAGUCCCACCUCACUGUGCAUCAGAGAACUCAUAUAAAUAAAAAGCUCUAUCAAUGUUCACAGUGCAGGAAAGCAUUCUACUCUCAGACACAGCUUGCUCUACAUCAGAGAAUUCACACUGAUGAGAAGCCCUAUGGAUGUAAGCAAUGUGACAAAACAUUCUACAGCAAGUCUGGGCUUACUGCACAUCAGAAAACUCACAUGUAAAGAGUGUGGGAAAGCAUUCUAUAACAAGUACUUGCUCAUUGAGCAUCACAGAGUGCACACAGGUGAAAAGCCCUAUCAAUGUACAGAAUGCAAGAAAGCAUUUUUCUCCAAGAAACAUCUUUCUCUACAUCAGAAAACUCAUGCAAGUGAGAAGUCAUUUCAUUGUGCAGAGUGUGGGAAAGCUUUCUCCUGGAUGUCACACCUCACUCAGCAUCAGAGGAUUCACACAGGUGAGAAGCCCUAUGCAUGUGAACAGUGUAGAAAGACUUACUACUUUAAGAGACAACUCACUCGACAUCAAAGAACUCAUACACACGAGAAGUCAUGAGGUAUAAAUAAUGCAGGAAAAUGCAACCUUUCUGUGUAUGAAAGAGCUCAAACAAGGGAGAAUCCCUGUGGUGAGUGUACCAGAUACAGAAAAUUUUCUCCCUCAUGCAUACCUUACUCCAAGUCAGAUGAGAAAGCCUAAGAGUGUAAAAAUGUAUGAACUCUUACUCAAGUGUGUAAUCAGAAAGCUUGUAGGUGAGGAUGAUUAAAAUAAAAACUGGAAAUUUUCUAGUGUGAGGCAGGUGUUAAUCAGUCAAUGAACAUAUACUGGAGUCUGUCUGCAAACAUUGUUGGAAGGCCACAUAUACUGUCUUGUAAGAGAAUUCAUACAUGGGCUGUCUCCUGUGAAGUUAAAACUAUAUAAAGGCUUUCUCAUUCUUCAAAUUCCCUUAGUAUAUUGUAGGUGAGUAUUGUAGAGUGUAAAGAAGAGAGGAAUGCUUUCCAGCACUAAGCCCCAUCAAUUCCUACCUGAAAGCUUUUACAAGUGUGGGCCCCAUGAAAUUAAUGAAAAUAGACACUUUUUUUGUUUGUUUUUUGUUUUUGUUUUUUUGUUUUUUGUUUUUUUUCAAGACAGGGUUUCUCUGUAUAGCCCAGGCUGUCCUGGAACUCACUUUGUAGACCAGGCUGGCCUCGAACUCAGAAAUCCGCCUGCCUCUGCCUCCCAAGUGCUGAGAUUAAAGGUGUGUGCCACCACAGCCUGGCGAAAAUAGACACAUUUUGAGGCAGAAAUUGGGCCUCUGCAUUAGCAACUUCUCAUGUGAUAUGCCAAGUAGAGCAAAAAGCAAAGUGUGAUAUAUUACUCAUGCUUUCAAUUCUAGGCCCUGGUACUGCAGGUUUGGUGCAACUCAGUGACUGAAGAUUGAACUUAGCAACCUAGGCAGGUUCCACUUGAUAAAAAGCAGAAAAGCCUUCUUGAAGUGCUCAUGUCAUAUGACGACAUUGUAACCCAUGUGUUUCAAACCCUAAGAGUCUAAAGAGUACCAAAACUUUUAAAGUGAACUUGGAAUCCAUCUGGCAUCAGAAACCCAACAGAGCUGAUUAAACCGAGGAUUCUACUAUGAAAACAUACUUCUGUAGUUCAUGUGACUUUUUUUUUUUUUUACGAGAAUUCACCAACUAUUAGUGUAAGUAUUCUAGAAACAGCAUUCAGCCAUGCUUCCCCAGGCUAGGGCCUGCCCUCAAUUUUGUUCAUGGGAUGAAGUGAUCACUGGAACCUGUUCACGCAUAUCAAAGCUACAAGGUAUAUAAUGGAGUUACCUGCCUAACUCAGAAGCUCAAGCGCCCUGCUCUUAUGAGCCUCUUAGCGAUUUCUGCUUUCUCAGCAAGACCCAAAGUUGUUUUCUUCCUUUCUGGAUCCUGUAAUACACUUUUACGUGUUCUGUUUUCCUAUCCUCUUCACAUCUGUAAAGCUGAACUUAUUUCAGGAAUCCACAUGGACCUCUUCUCCAGGAAGACACAGGACUUUACCUGGAACACCGUUAAUACUUACGGAGUUACACUACCCAUUCCAUUGCUCCAGUCAGGGAAGUCUUGCAAACACUUGAUUUCCUGUAGAGAUCUUAAGGUUUCUUUUAAUCCUGAUUACAGUUGUUACAAUCAUUAUCUUCCUUCAUAUAAAUUAAACUAUGUUGCCAAUUUUAUUCAAAAUUACUUUCAUUAUCCAGCUAAUCCUGCAAUCCAUGCAAGCAAUACCUUUGCCACUUUCCCAAAAGGUCCAUAAUACCUUCUGAUACUCUUUGGUUCUUUUGGGGGACUGCUGGGUUUCCCUGCAUUGAUGCCUAAUUGGACUGAUGCUGAUUAACUGGGAACUUUUCAAAUAAACCAGAUUGGGGGCUGGAGAGA
Molecule: messenger RNA, 3985 nt
Organism: Mus musculus (house mouse)
Lineage: Eukaryota; Metazoa; Chordata; Mammalia; Rodentia; Muridae
Product: predicted gene 28455
Exons: 5
Coding region: 590-1816 (408 amino acids)
Source: RefSeq, a predicted model, not a curated record